Stegastes partitus (bicolor damselfish) is the source of this 1823-nucleotide messenger RNA. RefSeq names its product organic solute transporter subunit alpha. NCBI's taxonomy places the organism in Eukaryota, Metazoa, Chordata, Actinopteri, Pomacentridae. The record is from RefSeq and is a predicted model, not a curated record. The coding region runs from base 442 to 1680 and encodes 412 amino acids. The transcript is spliced from 7 exons.
UCCUGUUUGUGCAGCCUUGAAUAAGUUUGACUUCAGUCAGUCCUGGUGGCUGACCUUGUGCUAGUAAUACCAUUUUUCUUUUUGAUAAAACCCCCAGGGGUGGAGGGGUGUCCCAUCCACAGACUUAUAGAUUAAACCUGCACUUUUAAACAAUUUGAAAUUCUCAAGGUUUAAUCGUCAUUCUUCCAGAUGAACUACAUGCCUCCUGCGAGAUGGACUUGAAUCCCCCACCUGGCUUCUUACCUGGAUCUGUCAAUCAUUAACGUCUUUAUUGAGACAGGCAGUGCUCAGGUCAACGCGGAAACAACAGGAGAAAGACCCGUGGAAGCCUUUCCAAGCACCACGGCCUCGCUGCUGAAGCAUUAGUUUGGUGCUGUGUUCUGUAGCUGGCCAUGGAUCAGAAGUAGCCGUAGGUAGAGUGGAGACUGCAUCAUACAGAGAAUGGCAAGAGGAGCCAACUGCAGCUGGAUUGGGAUUGAGAUCCCUCUGUCCUCACAGUUCUUCAGUGCCAUUAAAGAGGAGCUGUGGCUCUUCCUCAUCCCGGCCGGCCUGGCUCUCAUCCUACUGGCCGUGUUUCUGGAGGAAGUCGGCUUCUUCUUGCGUCACAUUUCCUCGUCUAGACGUAAACAUCUCUACCUGUGGAUAUUAGGGAUGUACCCGGUUUGGGCCUUGACGUCCCUUAUAGCGCUGUAUGUUCCACGCGCUUCCUCGCUGUGUAAUUUCAUUGCUUCACUGUAUCACUCCAUCACCUUGCUGAAAUUCAUGGGACUGAUUACAGACUUCUUUGGAGGUAAAGCUCGUAUGCUGGUCGCUCUGUCUGGACAGCAGGUAUCUCCAGACCCCUUCCCCUGCUGCUGCUGCUGCUGUCUCCCGAUGGUGGCCAUCAACAGCAGCAGCCGUGCUUGGAUGAUGGCUGCUGUGCUUCAGCUCUCGGUUGUCCGCAGCAUCUUGUUCUUCGUUACUCUGGUCCUGUGGACAGAUGAACAGUACGACUAUGGUGAUGUGGAUUCAGUCAACCCCAACCUGUAUGUGAACGCUAUCAUAGGCGUGUCAACCUUUGUGUCCUUUUAUGGCCACCUUCUGUUUUACAAAGCCACAAAGAGUGCUUUACCCGGCCAUGGACUGAGACCCAAGUUCAUCUGCAUCAUCGUGGUGUUGGUGCUGUGCGGCCUGCAGAAUGGUAUCUUGGAGACCAUGGGUGCUCUGGAGGUCAUCCCCUGCACGCCGCCAUUCUCCGUCUUGACCAGGUCCCAGUUGAUCUAUCACUACAGUGUGAUUGUGGAGAUGUUCUGCAUCGGCCUGUAUGCCCGCCACACUUUCCGUAAGGUGGAGCCCAGCGAGGUGGAGGGGCCCGUCAGUGUCUCGAGGAUGGAAAAGGCUGCUCAGACAGAUGACGUUCAGAUCACUGUUCACAAGCCCGGCCUGCUGUCAGAGGACGCUUGGUCCGGCCGCUGCCUCGCCAGUGCCUCCAAUCCCGGUUACAACAGUGACAGCGAGGACAGCCUGUGCAGGAUCGAACAUGCACCUCUAGAUGGUUUCCACUUCCCUCAGGCCAAAGGUCAACACCAGCCAGAACCAGGACAGUCCAGGUCCACAGAGCAGCCUGGUGUAGAACUGAGCCAUCUCACCGUCAGGGCUGACGUGACUUAUGACGGCUCCAAGGACGCCACUGUGGUUUGACCAGUGGAAGACAUUUACUGAAAGGCUGCACCGUAACAACGUUUUGUAAUCUGAACAGUUUUUGCAUGAUAUGUACAGUAAGUAAAAUGUACAUUACUGUCAAUAGCAAAGGAUUAUGGGAAAAUAAACACUCACUUCUGUAA